This is a messenger RNA of Paramecium sonneborni, 263 nucleotides long. Lineage: Eukaryota; Ciliophora; Oligohymenophorea; Peniculida; Parameciidae. The record is from the annotation of a GenBank genome assembly.
AUGUUUGAAGUUUAAAUAAAUAAAUUAUUAUAAAUAUUUAUUAUGAGUAGUCCAAAAAUUUAUAAAUGGGUCUUAUUAAAAGAAUUUAAAGAAUAUUUAUUUAUAAAUUUUAGAAGAAAAUUAUACAUUAUUAUAAAUUAAUUAAAAAAAUAAGUAUUUUCUAUUACAAUGAUUAGAUUAUUAAGAAAUAAGAAUAAUAUAAAAGUGAAGAUGGAAGGCAGAAAAUAAAAUAGAUUAAAUCUAAUGCCUUAAAUUAGUUUUGA